AUGAACAACCUACCCAAUCUAGGCAGCCUGUCGCCAAUAGGCCAGCUCAAUGGCACUAGUAAGCUGGGUGUCUUCACCACAACCUCCGACACUCUUUCUCAGUUGCCAGGCCUGUCACCCACCAUAGGAAGACGUAACAACCACAGAAACUCCGAGCCUUCAGAUACUUCAAACAGAUGGACGAUCCGCAUCCGACGUCUGCCACCCCAAUUUGGUGAGGAUGCGCUCAGAAGCAUGCUCAUCUUCGCUACUGACCUCGACGGCACCAAAUUUGUACACUCAUCAGACAGCCUGGAAGAUUCUGGUUUCAGCACUGCCACUGCUACCUUUCACUCCGAGGCUGGUGCCAUGGAAGCCAAGGAUCGCCUUCACGGAAAGCCUUUUGGUAAGAAUGGAAUAAAAAUGAUUGUCGAGCUUCUGCCCGACUCUCAAUCCCAAUCCCAAUCCGCGUACAAUGGUUCGAGACGCAAUACUGUCGACGGUACGGCAGCUCGACAACAAACUGGCUCCGGCGGUUCGAGUAACGGUUCGGAGGCUCCCUUGAGUCGUCAGUCUUCUCGCUUCAGUACCAGUUGGGGCGUAAGCUCACCACUCACGUCUCCGCCUGUUGCUGUUGCCCAGUCCUUCGAGUUUCCCGCUCCUGACAGCAGCAAUCAUAUUCAAAGCAUCUUCUCUCCUCAGUCUCCGCACGCCAAUGGUUACCCUGGUCCGAACCGAAUCUCUGGGAAGUCUGUUAUCAACGACGGCAACGACGACGACGAAACCGGAGAGCUCCUCAAGGAUCCAGUUGGUUACGCCAAAAACGGACGAAAUGCCUUGACGGGUCACAGCAAUCCUGUUCCCCAAUUUGGCAACCUAUCUGUUGAGACAGGCGCCAUGAACGGAAGUGGUUACCCUCACUACGUGACCUCUCCCACGAGCCCCAACUACACUUCGCCGCAUUCAAUGCGGUCGCCGCCCUUGCCAGCUUCUUCCAGGCCUUCGAAUGUCACCACAAACGGAAGCUUCUCGCACAAAAAUCUGAGACAUGAUUUCCCUCCUGCCAACCCUGCCGACCAGCACCCUCCAUGCAAUACCUUGUAUGUGGGCAAUCUUCCGCUUCACACCAGUGAGGACGAGCUCAAGUCUUUGUUCUCCAAAGCAAGAGGUUUCAAGCGACUCUGUUUCCGUACAAAAGCCAAUGGCCCGAUGUGUUUCGUCGAGUUCGAGGAUGUGACUUAUGCAUCACAUGCCCUCCAUGAAUUGUAUGGCGUACAAUUGCACAACAGCUACAAGGGAGGCAUCCGGGUCAGCUUCUCUAAGAAUCCUCUAGGCGUUAGAAGCGACAACCCAAAACAUUCCAUGAGCCCUCACGCAGGUCAUCCAGGUUUCAGCAACGGAACGGGUCCUGGAUUCAGCACUGCAGCAGGUCCACCUCCUGGACUGAUGGCUCCUGGUCUACAUGGCCCGCCAACUCAGUCCCCACCACCACCUAUGCUGCAACACUCUAAUCCUAUGCCGCCCAUGCAACAGAAUAGCGCUAUUCGUGGGUUUACGCACAACUUCAGGAGUAUUCCCCCUCAGAGUCAUUCCCAACCGGGUAUGAACAGCUACCCUCAAGCUUCACGCAACAUCUCACCUGUUCAAUACUCGAAUCCGGCAGCGUUUAGCAGUAUGAACAGCUUCAUGGACUGUCCUCCUAACGCAACCUCGUACUCCAACGGCAGCGGCCACAACGGUUAUGCUGGCUACGGAAAAUAG
Aureobasidium pullulans EXF-150 is the source of this 1740-nucleotide messenger RNA. RefSeq lists its product as uncharacterized. The transcript has a single exon. The coding region runs from base 1 to 1740 and encodes 579 amino acids. The record is from RefSeq and is a predicted model, not a curated record. Lineage: Eukaryota; Fungi; Ascomycota; Dothideomycetes; Dothideales; Saccotheciaceae. Gene Ontology annotation, molecular function: mRNA binding.